Molecule: messenger RNA, 1687 nt
Organism: Cucumis melo (muskmelon)
Lineage: Eukaryota; Viridiplantae; Streptophyta; Magnoliopsida; Cucurbitales; Cucurbitaceae
Product: abietadienol/abietadienal oxidase
Exons: 9
Coding region: 6-1493 (495 amino acids)
Biological process (GO): sterol metabolic process; brassinosteroid homeostasis; multicellular organism development
Molecular function (GO): iron ion binding; heme binding; oxidoreductase activity, acting on paired donors, with incorporation or reduction of molecular oxygen
Source: RefSeq, a predicted model, not a curated record
CGAAGAUGACAAUGUGGGAGUCCUCCUUGGUCGUGUGGUCAUUUUUCAUAUUUACACUAUUGUCCGCUACUUUUCUUUCAAACAUAUUCAAAAAUAAAAAGUACAACAAUAACCAGAACGAUCAAAGUCAAACAGGAUACAAAUUUCCUCCGGGGAGAAGAAGCUGGCCUCUUAUAGGUGAUAGCUUCGACUGGUACUCUGCCAUUGCAAGUUCUCAUCCUUCCAAAUAUGUUGAAGAACAAGCCAAAAGAUACGGGAAGAUCUUCUCGUGUCGUGUUUUUGGUAAAUGUACAGUGGUAUCCGUCGAUCCAGAGUUUAAUAGAUAUGUGAUGCAAAACGAAGGGAUAUUGUUUCAAUCGAGCUAUCCCAAAUCUUUUCGGGAUUUGGUAGGCGUCAAUGGUGUUAUCACAGCUCAAGGAGAACAACAAAGGAAACUCCAUGGAAUUGCGUCCAAUUUUAUGCGUAUAAACAAACUCAACUUUAGCUUCCUAAAGGAAAUUCAAACCAUAAUCAUCCAUUCCUUGACCACUUUCCAUGACCGUCAUCAAAUCAUCUCUCUCCAAGAUGCUUGCAGGAAGAUUGCGAUUAAUGUAAUGGUAAGUCAGCUAUUGGGAGUGUCAAGUGAUUCGGAAGUGAAUGAGAUUAGUGGUUUAUUUUACGACUUUGUGGAUGGCUGUCUAUCUUUUCCUAUCAACUUACCUCCCUUUGCCUACUACUCCGCCAUGAAGGCAAGGAAGCAAAUCAUAAGGAAAAUAAAGAAGAAAAUGAAGAUGCAGAAAUCAAUGGAAAGGAUGAGUAGUAGUAGUAGUAGUAGUGGGCAUGGAGUUCUUGCAAGACUGUUGGAGGAACAAAAGCACUUAUGCGAUGAGGCAGUGGAAGACUUCAUAAUCAAUCUUCUUUUUGCUGGAAAUGAAACCACUUCUAAAACAAUGCUUUUCGCAGUCUAUUACCUAACUCACUCACCUAAAGCAUUCAACCAACUUCUGGAUGAACAAGAUGGUUUGAGAAAUAGGUGUGGAGACAAUACAAUCACAUGGCAGGAUUACAAAUCAAUGUCCUUUACCCAAUGUGUUAUUGAUGAGACACUUCGACUCGGAGGAAUUGCUAUUUGGUUGAUGAGAGAGACAAAAGAAGAGAUUAAAUACUCAGAUUAUGUGAUUCCAAAGGGAACUUUUGUUGUUCCAUUUCUUUCUGCCGUACAUUUGGAUGAGAAUAUUUAUGAUGAAGCUUUAACCUUUAAUCCUUGGAGAUGGAUGCAGCUUCAAAAUCAGGAAAAGAGAAAUUGGAAAAGUAGCCCAUAUUUUGCUCCAUUCGGAGGAGGCGCUAGAUUGUGUCCGGGAGCUGAAUUGGCUCGUCUUCAAAUUGCUCUCUUUCUCCAUCACUUUGUUACCAACUAUAGAUGGACGCAAGUUAAAGCAGAUAGAAUGUCUUUCUUUCCCUCUGCUCGGCUAGUCAACGGCUUCCAAAUUCACUUGAAAAGACGGGAACACUAAUCAUAUAUUUGUGCAGUUCACUAGUUAUCCAACAAAUAUUUAUAGUUUGACAGACUUUUAUUCUCAUGAAAAGAAUAUAUAUUUUCUUCAACUCUAGUUCAUUGUAUAAUUUAAAUAGGGAAAAUGAGCAACACUUUUCGUACAAUAAACAUGUUUUCGUGUUCACUCAAUUUCUAAAAAAAUACCUCAAAUUA